AUGGGGAAUGUUCCAGCAAAAGAAUCAAGGAGUAGAUCAAAUUCCGCAAUAUCCUUUAAUGGUACUACAAUAAAUUCAUCAUCAACAAAUUCAAAUUCAAUAAAUAGAACUCCAAAACCAAGAAGAAAUACAACUACUUCAUCUUCUUCAUUUCAUCAAAGAUCAAAUUCAUCAGAUUUAAGAAAAUUAAAAAGACAAGAAGAAAAAGAUUUAAAACAAUUUAAUCAUUAUAAUCAAUUAAUUGUAAAAUAUAAUGAAAAUGUUGAUGGAGGUUAUUUAGCUCCUUAUGGUACAUAUAAAUCAAAUUUAGAUUAUGAUUGUGAUAUUGUACGUUCAUUAAUUAUAAAUAGACAAAUUUCUCCAUUUUUUACACCAUUACAAGAUUUUGAUGAUGAUUGGACUGAUGAUGAAUUAUGUAUAUUAUUAUCACAAUUAACAUUACAUGCAUUAGAAGAACCUGAAGAAUUAAAUGAUUAUGAAGAAGAUGAUUUAGAUAAUCAUAAAAUUCAUAAAUCUUCAAAUUACUACAAAAGACAAGAAGAAAAAGCUAAAUUAAAACUGUUAAUUUCUAAUAUUAAAGAUAUUCAAAAACAAGAAGAAAAUAAAUUUAUAGAAGCUAAACAACAACAAGUUACAAAAAAUUUGCCAAGUCGGGAUUUAUUAUUAAAACUUUAUAGAAAUCCAAGUGAAUGUCCAAUUUGUUUUUUAUAUUAUCCAAAACAUUUAAAUAUUUCACGUUGUUGUAUUCAACCAAUAUGUACUGAAUGUUUUGUACAAAUUAAAAGAUUAGAUCCUCAUCCACCUCAUGAUGAUCCUUCAAAUCAACAAGUUGGAGAACAACCACAUUCAUUAAUUUCAGAACCUGCAAGUUGUCCAUAUUGUGCAAUGCCAGAUUUCGGUAUUACAUAUGAUGCACCAUUAGAUAUUCAUACAGGUAUUGGUGGAAUUCUACCUGGUGAUUAUAAGUUAUCAAAUACAAUUUCAGAAGAAAGUUGUAUAACAGAUGAAGAAGAUUCAAAUAAUAGUACACCCAAAAGGUUUGGAUCACCAACUUCUCCACCACCAACAAAUCAAAAUCAAUCAAUGAUGAAUAAAGUAUUGAAAAAACCAACGAAAAGAAGAACUUCAAUUGCAGCAAAUAAUCCUGGAGUUAUAACAAUAGAUCAAAUAAGACCAGAUUGGGAAAAUAAUUUAAAUAGUGCAAGAAAUAAACUAGCGAGAAAAGCAGCAACUGCAAGUGCAAUACAUGCAAGUAAUUUAAUUAUUGAAAAUUCUUCUGGUGGUGGUGGUGAUAGAAGAAGAUCUACAACUACUACACACACUCAAAGUGGAUAUUCACAAGUUGAACAAAGAAUGAUUGAAGAAGCAAUGAGAUUAUCAUUAAUUGAUGAAGAAGAAAGGAAAAAAAAAUUAACGACCACUAUUUAG
Molecule: messenger RNA, 1428 nt
Organism: Lodderomyces jiufengensis
Lineage: Eukaryota; Fungi; Ascomycota; Pichiomycetes; Serinales; Debaryomycetaceae
Gene: SIP5
Product: Sip5p
Exons: 1
Coding region: 1-1428 (475 amino acids)
Cellular component (GO): cytoplasm
Source: RefSeq, a predicted model, not a curated record